AUGUAUUACUUUGACAAGACCAACGAUUUGUUGAAGCAAUACGACCUACCUACUCUACCAUCCCUGGACGACAUCAACGCUAUUUUUGGGUAUGAGUAUUGUGGAUAUUUUGUUGGAAUCUCUUCUCUGCUCUUUCUCAGUCUCACUGGCUGGUACAGUAUCGAGUGGAGGAAGAUGGCGUCAACCGAGACUCGCCGCUUUUUAACCUUUUGCCUUCGAAAGGUAAGAAGUUUUGAUUCUUGGAUCCUUAGAGGAAUAUCAUAUCUCCUUUAUACCUUCAUAAUCAGCCCCUUGACCGCUCUAUUCUGGUAUCUCGUUUCUAUCCCUGUGGGGGGGAUGUGGUGGUUCAUCGUCAAGGGAAACAAGAUUUGUCGCCGCCGAGUCCUCGUCAUCCUUGUCGUACUAGGGGGAGGUAGUCAUUGGGUCUGGGAAAGGUCUCACCCUCUCAAUGCAAUUGAGCAAUUGUCAGCUUUUGUUGAGAGGUACCGUGAUGACGACAUUGUUGCUUUUUGCAUCUUCAAGACAAGCUACUAUGUUACUUACUACUACUUCGCCUUUGCCAAGUAUUUCUUCCCCACCAAGUAUGAAUACAACAUCUGGAACGAUCCAGUGGCCUACUAUAUCCUCAUCUCGGGUACAAUUAUUAUCUUCAGCACUUACCUGAUUGGAAAGACCUUCGACUGGAUUAUGCAAAGCAAAACAACUACCCAGAAGACGGAGGCAGAUAUCUAG
Messenger RNA from Fusarium proliferatum ET1, 732 nucleotides. RefSeq lists its product as uncharacterized. Bases 1 to 732 code for a protein of 243 amino acids. NCBI's taxonomy places the organism in Eukaryota, Fungi, Ascomycota, Sordariomycetes, Hypocreales, Nectriaceae. The record is from RefSeq and is a predicted model, not a curated record. The transcript has a single exon.